This is a messenger RNA of Phragmites australis (common reed), 1470 nucleotides long. RefSeq lists its product as uncharacterized. Bases 308 to 1270 code for a protein of 320 amino acids. Lineage: Eukaryota; Viridiplantae; Streptophyta; Magnoliopsida; Poales; Poaceae. The record is from RefSeq and is a predicted model, not a curated record. Gene Ontology annotation, molecular function: polyubiquitin modification-dependent protein binding. Gene Ontology annotation, cellular component: VCP-NPL4-UFD1 AAA ATPase complex. The transcript has 10 exons.
UGGUCCCGGUUUCACUUCCACCACGACUCGGCAUCGGGUGGGUCGGGAUAUAUGCGCACCGGGCCCCCGGUUCGCACCGCCGCCCAUCACCCGCGCCCGCGCCAUCGAUCACUCGAACUCGCCUCCAGCCUCCUUCCAUCGACGCGCGCCUGCUUGCUCGAAGGAACUCUUCCCUCGUAGUGGGUCGUCCUCCUCCCCUCCACUGGUGUUGGAUUGCCGUGGAGUGGAGAUCCGUCCGGACUCCGGACCUGAGGUUGAUUAUUCUGCUGCAGGUUGAGAGAAGUUGGAGCAAAAGUCCACGGCAAAAAUGUUUUACGGGGGAUAUGCUUACCAUGGCAGUAACUUUGAGCAAACUUACCGUUGUUAUCCAGCAUCCUUUUUUGAUAAGCCACACCUGGAAGGUGGUGACAAAGUAAUAAUGCCACCAUCUUCCCUUGAUCGGCUGGCUUCCCUGCACAUUGAGUACCCUAUGCUAUUUGAGCUGCACAACGAUGCCACUGAACGGAUUUCACACUGCGGUGUUUUGGAGUUUGUGGCAGAAGAAGGCAUGAUCAUCAUGCCCUAUUGGAUGAUGCAAAACAUGCUUCUUCAAGAGGGUGACACUGUCCGUGUAAAAAACGCGACCCUUCCCAAGGGAAAAUAUGUGAAGUUGCAACCACACACAACUGAUUUUCUGGACAUCUCAAAUCCAAAAGCCAUCUUGGAGAAAACUCUAAGAAAUUUUUCGUGCUUAACCACGGGAGACAGCAUCAUGGUAGCUUAUAACAACAAACAGUAUUAUAUAGAUAUUGUUGAAACAAAGCCUGCCUCAGCAGUUAGCAUCAUUGAGACGGACUGUGAAGUGGACUUUGCACCUCCCCUUGAUUAUAAAGAGCCUGAGAAACCACAGCAACCUACAGUUCCUGCAAGGAAGGCACCUGCAGAAGGUAGAGUCACUGUAGUUGAAGAUGAACCAAAAUUUAAACCAUUUAUUGGUUCCGGCAAACGGUUGGAUGGGAAAACCUCAAAACUACAAUCAUCUGAGGUUCCUUCUAUUGCACGUUCUGCACCUUCAGAUUCAAACAAAAGAGCAAAUCAGCAAACCUCAGCACCGGCAACUUCAGGAGCUAGCAAUUCCACUCGUCCGAAAACAGGAAAGCUUGUUUUUGGUUCAAGUGCAAGCAACAAUAAAGAACCACAGAAGGUUCCUGUUAAAGAUGAUGAACCCUCGAAAAAGGACAAGCCCAAGUUCCAAGCGUUUACUGGGAAUAGCUACUCCUUGAAACGUUAGCUACAGUUAACCUUACAAAUCAGCCAUUAUCAUCUCGUGCAUGGUGUUCUGGUUACUGUGGUUGCUGUAGACGACUGUCUUAAUAAUCCGCCCUUUCCAUACCGUUCAUUCACCGGCAUGUAGAUAUAACUUGAAUUAUAUAAAUGCUUAUCUCGAUGGAAAUAUGGCCACCUAUCUAUUCAAGUACAAAUGUUUCUAAA